Messenger RNA from Colletotrichum acutatum, 235 nucleotides. RefSeq lists its product as uncharacterized. The record is from RefSeq and is a predicted model, not a curated record. Bases 31 to 210 code for a protein of 59 amino acids. NCBI's taxonomy places the organism in Eukaryota, Fungi, Ascomycota, Sordariomycetes, Glomerellales, Glomerellaceae. The transcript has a single exon.
CAGUGUUGGGGGCGAAGAGCAAAUGUUUGGAUGGUGUUCAUCGUCAGGGUCCCGGUGUCUGCAGUCUGCAACUACCCCCAAAUUUCCAGUCACCAACCCAACCAUCUGCCCAUUAUUCUUUGUCCCGCCUGGUAUCAAAAUGCGCCUGAGUCUACGGGGGCCGUUCAUCAGCCCCUGUCAUACUGGCAGCAGUUUUUAUCAAGGCCCUAGGGCAAGGGACGGACAGUCGAAUACG